This is a messenger RNA of Solanum lycopersicum (tomato), 646 nucleotides long. The record is from RefSeq and is a predicted model, not a curated record. NCBI's taxonomy places the organism in Eukaryota, Viridiplantae, Streptophyta, Magnoliopsida, Solanales, Solanaceae.
CUAUUUGUUCUGUUUCUCUUUUUUUUUUUAAACGAAAAAAACAAAAAAAAAAACCUUCAAAGCAGCACUCGAGAUCUCGUGCUGAAUGAAGGAGGCCAAGAGGAAAGGCCGUCACUCUGGACAUGGUAAGCGCAAAGGUACCAGGGAGGUUAGACUGCCUAGCAAGGUGCUUCGGAUGAGGAGAUUGAGAGUCCUCAGGCGUUUGCAUCGCAAGUAUAGUGAAUCAAAGAAGAUUGACAAACACAUGUAUCCUGACAUGUACAUGAAGGUGAAGGGUAAUGUUUUCAAGAACAAGCGUGUGCUGAUGGAAAACAAUUUGAGGCUAGGAGGGCAAAGAACAAGGCAAGCAGGGAGAGAGUUUGCAAGGAGGGAAGAACGUUUGGCUCAGGGACCAGGAGGAGAAAAGCCAGUACAACCUGCAGCACCAGCCCAGGGAUCUAACAAGUAAACGCAAUGAGCAUGAUGAACUGUAAGGAGGGUUGACGCACUAUGUCUACUUAUUGUCCUUGUUAGUAUGGCAGUUUAGUAUGUUUGAUACCUUCCCUUUUUGGCCUAAUGUUACUUGUAUGAAUUUGAAAGCUGGUAGGAAGAAAAAUAAUAUAUAUAUAUAUAUAUAUAUAUAUAUAUAUAGCUUUGCUUUUGUUUC